AUGAUUCACUUCCGGCGAGUUUUGCAGCUUCGGUGGCGGCGGUGGGUGCUGGUGUACCUGCCGCUUCUGGUGUCUGUACAGCUCGCCGCGCAGCUGGUGCUGGUCCACUGGAGCUCGCCACACGGCCACUCCCUCAAAAACAGAUUUUUCGAAAGCAGCUACGGGCUGUUCAACUACGAAGUGGGGGAGGCCCUCUGCAGCAGCCCCGAGCUGCUGCGGCCGCCCUCUCUGGUGCUGCAGCAGGCCCACGAGCUGCUGCAGCAGCAGCCGCAGCUGCUGGCGGCGCUGCGGGCCGCGGGGGAGGCGGAGCCGCUUCAGGUGUACGUACACUGGGCGCAGCGCUUCGCAAGGCGCAGCGCAGCGCAGCAGCUCGCGCUGCUGCAGCAGGCGCGUCAGUUGGAGUCUUCGGACUUCACUUCUGGGCUUUCUGGCCUUUCGGAAAUCUCCGGAUUGGACUUAACUCAGGAAAUGCUGACUGCUGCUUUCAUAUUUUCCGAGUGUCGCCGCAAAGGGCUGCUGAAGGCGCCGCUGCUGCAGCAACUGCUGCAGCAAAAAGACUCCAAACUGCUGCAGCAAAGCGACUCCAACGAGGACUUGCUGCAGUCCCUGGGGGUGCACACGCAGCUGCUGCUGCCCUCGCGCUUCCUGGGCGACCCGCAGCGGAUCUGCUGGGGCUUCGAAGAGAAAAAAGAAGACUCGGACUCCAGCAGCAGCAGCAGCAGCGGCUGCUGCUGCCCGCCGCUGCAGCUGGCGCUGCAGCUGCUGCCGCUGCGGCUGCAGCGCUGGUGGGCCCGCGCCAGGUGGCAGUACCACUUCGCGGAGUACCUGCGGAAGCUGCUGACCAUUUGGUGGCCAGUGGACCACUUCAUGCACCAGUUCUUUCGCCAAGACGCCAACGCCCUCCUCGCCCUCAUGAGUCCCUACUUGGAGCUGCAGCCCCCCGUGCCCCUCGAGCCCUCUUGCGGGGCCCCCAGGGGCUACUGGGUCCAGCCGCUGCAGCGCGAGCAGUGGCAGGCCCGCAGCAAACGCGCCUCCCCAGCUGCUGCUGCUGCGGCAGGUGCUGCAGCAGGUCCUGCGGCAGGUGCUGCAGGAAGUGCUGCGGCAGGCGCUGCAGGAGGUGCUGCAGCGGGUGAUGCGGCAGCUGCAGCAGCAGGUGCAGCAGCAGCUGCAGCAGCAGCCCCUGGCGUGAACUCGUCAGGUCCUCGGCAGAGUCUUGCUGAGAAGCAAAAGCAAGGGGAGUCGGGGCUUUAUUCAAUUCCUGAAGAUCAUGACAAUUAUGUGCUGAUCGACGACUACUGCAAAGCUGCGCGGGAAAUUCACCGAGGGUUUUUCUCGGGAAAGCCGCGGCCCAAGCCCGUAAAAAUCGUCGACGCUGUAAUUUUGGGUUACGACUUGGAUCUUCUGGAAAUCCGGUGGCACGAGCUGCAGCACACGGUGGACUACUUCGUGGUUGCGGAGGCGCACCAGCACACGCUGGGGGUGUUUCAGAAGCCGCUUUUUUUCGAACGGAAUCGAAAAAGAUUUGCAGCUUUUGAAAAGAAAAUUAUUCACCUGGUGCAGCCGUUCGCAGCCUCGCUUCCCGUGGCGGAAAGCUGCAGCCGCAGACUCCUCGCAGACCAAGACGCCUGCUGGGAAUUCGAAAUGUUCCAAAGAGACUCUUUGCUGCACAUGUUGGCGCAGCUCAACGCGGGCGCUGCGGGCCACGGCAACGCCCACGUGGCCCCUGGCUUUUUGCAAGACGAAGACCUAAUUCUGGUUAGCGACGUGGACGAAAUCGUCAUGGGGGAUCGGCUGCGGCACCUGAAGUACUGCGAGCCGCUGCCGCAGAAGCAGUUUGGCUGGGUUUUGGUGCACUAUCCGGGAAGAGUGGACGCAAUGGCCUUAAAGGACUUUAAAGUGAUGUCGGGAAUAAAAGAAACUCCAUUUCCGCAUGCAAUAGGGCCUCUGGUGGACACAGUGCCCUACAAGUCCAUCCGACACCUCGAGGCCAAAACGGACUUCGUCUACGAAAGCCACGCGUACACCCGACACUGCCCCUCUUCACUGACACCCCACCGCUACCUCCACGGAGGCUGGCACCUUUCAGACACUUCUUACCUGCCGUACUUGUACGCGAAAGUGCCGUCGGACGACGUGAAGCCUGGCUACGAGCCGUGGGGCCUUUACGCGCCGCUGUUGGCGCAAAGAGGGGAACUGGACUCUCCAGUUGGAGGCAUUUUGCAAGCCCAAGUGGCUGCUUGGAAGGACUUUCGAGACUACAGACAAGUCGGCUCUCUCUGCGUGGAUGCGAAGGAUGUGCCCGAACAGUACAAAGAAAUCGGCUUCGGCUCGAUGCCGUGGGUCAUGCGCUGCAACCCCAUGCGGUGA
Eimeria tenella is the source of this 2367-nucleotide messenger RNA. RefSeq lists its product as uncharacterized. NCBI's taxonomy places the organism in Eukaryota, Apicomplexa, Conoidasida, Eucoccidiorida, Eimeriidae. The record is from RefSeq and is a predicted model, not a curated record. Gene Ontology annotation, molecular function: beta-1,4-mannosylglycoprotein 4-beta-N-acetylglucosaminyltransferase activity. Gene Ontology annotation, cellular component: membrane. Gene Ontology annotation, biological process: N-acetylglucosamine metabolic process; protein N-linked glycosylation. The transcript has 6 exons. Bases 1 to 2367 code for a protein of 788 amino acids.